Molecule: messenger RNA, 768 nt
Organism: Lathyrus oleraceus (garden pea)
Lineage: Eukaryota; Viridiplantae; Streptophyta; Magnoliopsida; Fabales; Fabaceae
Product: ethylene-responsive transcription factor 4
Exons: 1
Coding region: 78-551 (157 amino acids)
Biological process (GO): regulation of DNA-templated transcription
Molecular function (GO): DNA binding; DNA-binding transcription factor activity
Source: RefSeq, a predicted model, not a curated record
ACCACAAUCCAUAUUCACACUUCACAAUAAUUCAUUCACAAACACACACUUCCCUAUACAAACUCUCUCUUUUACCCAUGCACCUUCAUUCGCUUCCUAUCCCGACGGAUUCCCCAGCACCGUCGUCCAAACCCUCGUCUUCAAAGGAGUCCCAUUUCAGAGGUGUCCGGAAGCGUCCAUGGGGCCGCUUCGCCGCCGAGAUCCGUGAUCCAUGGAAAAAGACCCGCAAGUGGCUAGGCACUUUCGACACAGCAGAAGAAGCCGCCAGAGCCUACGACGAUGCUGCCAGGGCCCUCCGUGGACCCAAAGCCAAAACCAACUUCUCAUACUUCGUCACUCCUACGAUUCUUCCAAUGCAUCCAACCCUCGACGGUGGUAAUGGGAGACAUGUCGCGUUUUGGGGUCCUCCGGUUUGUUUCACGGCGGGUGCUCCGGUGAGGUCGGAAUACAAAGGUUACAAGUUGGAGAAUAUUGUGGCGAGUAAGGGGAAGGUGGAGGAGAAGAAGAAACCGUUCUUGUUUGACCUUAACUUACCGGCACCGCUUGUUUGAACUUGCCGGCGGUUUGGAUUGGACGGUGUAAAGGACAGACAUAACAGUGGUUCAAUUGUUUGUUUUGUUUUUAAUUAACCUUUUUGCAUGUUGUGGAUUUUGGUUUGAUUCUACUCUACUAUGUUGAUGUACAGUUUAAUGAAUAGGUUUUAGGUUUUGAAUCCUGUUUUAAUUAAUUAUUCACAAAUGGUAGUAGCAUUAAACAUCUGUUUAUUUU